AUGAGCUGUCAGGCUAUACCAUUGGUUAUGGAUGAAACAAAUGCUGUAUACUUUCAUCGUACAACUGCUGGACCUGUUCCUUUACCAUCCUCACUUGAAGAGGCAAAUGAAAUGAUGCCAAAUCUUUUUGAAUUUGGAUCUUUGAAUGAAAAUGCAACGUUGCUUAUGUUAGAUCAAGUACUACAAAAUGUGUUUCUACCUGCACUAAGUUACAGUGGAACCAGGUAUGAGACAGGGACAAAUGGGGACUCUACUGGUGAAACAACCCCUCAAAAGGGGACUUCUAUGACUGAUCCAGCAACUUCUGGUGGCAGGGUUGUCAUUCGUGAUGAAUUUAUGAUAAACUUGCAAAAAUUUGCUAAUCACAUUGGUCGAACUAUGCAGCAGCUUGCUGGAGACAUUCAUCUUAAAAUGCCUGAACUACCAUUAUGUGACGAUAUUGUGUUGUUAUCGCGUAAUCAGGAAUUACUGCCUCGUUUAGAGGAUACUCUUCAUGAUUGGCAGAUCACAAUGGCUUCAGCUUUGGAGCAACAGUUGAACCAUACACCUCAAGGUAACGGUACAUUGGCUGAGAUGGACUUCUGGCGAGAACGAAAUGCAACCCUUAGCGCUCUUGUUGAACAAUUGAAACGACCGCAGGUCGUCAAAGUUAUGGCAAUCCUUGCGCAAACGAGUUCUGACAGCCUAGCAACAUUUGAAUACCACAAAAAUGAAUUGACUAAGUAUUAUGUUGAAGCGAAAGAUAAUGUCCGUUUCUUAAUGACGCUGGAGAGACACUUCAAGAAUCUUGCUCAUGGGGCAAGUUUUAAGGUGAUUUUGGAAACAAUACCUUCAUUGAUGAACGCAUUAAGAAUGGUGUGGAUUAUCUCAAGACAUUAUAAUCGUGAUGAAAGGAUGGUACCACUUAUGGAAAGAAUCGCUUGGGAACUCGCUGAGAGAGUUGCGAAAGUUGUCAAUAUUCGAACUAUAUUCAAGGAUUCUCCUGCCUCUAUCAAAGCAAAAACAUCUGACGCCAAACGUACUUUAAUUCUGUGGAAAGAGACCUACUUUGAAACCCGCGCCAAGAUUGAAGCUUCUGGCCGCGAUGCACGUUGGGAAUUCGACAGAAAACGUCUCUUUGAACGAACAGACUACAUGGCGACAAUAUGUGAAGACGUACAUGAAGUAGCCCAGGUGUUGGAAGAAUUUUACAACAUAUUUGGUCCUGAACUAAAGGCUGUCACAGGAGAUCCAAAGAGAAUCGAAGACGUUGUGAAGCGGGUGGAUGGCUUGGUAAAACCUUUGGAAAAUGUUAGUUUUGAUCCGUUUAGUCUCCGUCACUCAUUAAACUGGCGAAAUGUCAUGGAAAGGUUUCGUCGCGAAGUUGGAGCAAUCGAAAACGAAGCAAAGCACUUCAUCGACGAUUCGUUUCAAACCCUGCGGUCUGCUGAGGGUGCUUUUGAUAUGUUGCAGAAUUUCAAGCAUAUUCGGUCACGUGACGCGAUUAAUUCACAAAUGAUGAGAAAGUUCAACGAUAUAUUACUGCAGUAUGGAAAGGAGGUGGAUGCCGCUUACGCACUUUUUAAAGCGGGUCACAUUUCACCUCCAGUGUACAAGAAUCAACCUCCUGUGGCUGGUGCUAUUGGUUGGGAAAGAUCUUUAUUCUAUCGUAUCAAACACACGAUCUUGAGAUUUCAGGAAAUCGAAGAAAUGUUGAACAGUGAAAAUGGAAAAAUGAUCAGCAAGAAAUACCUCUCAGUUGGCAGGCUUAUGAAGCAGUACGAAGAUAAGAAAUUUGAAAUGUGGCGAGAACAUGUGGAAAGCCAUCUUUUGUCUUAUCUCAAACGAAAUCUUUUAACCCGACCUGUAUGCAUCUCUGCGACGACGAGAUCCGUGAAGGAUGAUUCUCCAGCAGAAAAUGAUAUAAAAUCGCCUGUAUACAGCUCUAAUUUAAAUGUUCAGUAUGUUGUCGAUUUUUCACCGAAAUUAUACGAGAUCAUAACAGAAACAAAGUACAUGGAGCAGUUAGGCUUCCACGUCCCUGAACUGGCCAGAAACGUUUCUUUACAGGAAGAAAAAUUCAUCAAACAUGUUGAUGGUUUAAAACAGAUGUUGGCGCAAUAUCAUGCUCUUUUGUCAAAUUUGAAUCUUCCCGAGACUCAGUUACUUGAUGAUCAUAUCAAACAGUUGAAACGUGUUUUGAAACCAGGCCAUAAGAGACUAAAUUGGAACUCACUGGGUAUCGGGGAUUAUAUCACACGUUGUAAUCAGGCGUUGAGCAAAUUUGAAUCAUUAGUGAACCAAGUUCAGAAGAAUGCAAAAGAUGUCACUAGUCGCUUGAAUCUACUCGAACGAACCGUUUUUUUCCGACGUUAUCCAUCAAAGUUGACUUCCUCGUUACCAGGCCACAAGGAAUAUUUUGACCAUGUAAGUAGAUGUUGUAAGAAGGAGAUCGAGACUUUAGUGCGUAAGUAUCGUGCUACUGGUCCUCUACUCACCAAAAUGGAGGGUCUCGUUGUUCAUACCAACACUGGACGGUCACCCAAACUUCAUACUUAUUACACGUACUGGGAAAACUUGGUAUUUCAAGGUCUCACUCGGAUGGUUACUCGCAAUUUACGAUUGUUUUACUCUAAACUUCAAUCGAAACAACCGUUAUUUCAAGUGGAAACAAUCUUGUCAGCACCUGAGAUUGUUCUUAACCCAUCGGCUGGAGAAAUUUUUAAAAUAACCUUACAAACCGUUCGAGAUUGCGUGGAAAGUACGAAGAUGUUUGUUCGCUGGAUGCACGGCACUUGUGUCGAAACCCCACCUCAGCAGACUGAGGGUCAAGAUGAGCCCGUGAUUAUUAGUUUUUUCACGGACAUCUCUCACAAUCCAGUUGUUAUUGAGCUUGUGCAAAAUAUUUCGAAGAGCGUCCAGAACACACUGGGAUCACUUAACAAAUUCCUCAGUCGAUGGAAACGCUAUCGAGUGUUAUGGAAACUUGACAAGUCGACCAUGGUUGAGAAAUUUGCUGCGAAAAAUCCAUCGUGUAUUGCGUAUGAUGAUAAACUGCAGUUUUAUUCAAAUCUAGCCAAUGAGGUUGUCAACCAGCCUAUGACAAAGGAUAUUGAUUUUGUGCGCCUGCAGUUGGAACCGCUUGCGGUAACUGUGCAGGCAAAUGCCCGUGCGUGGGUAAAGGAACUUGGACGACAACUUAAUGAGGCUGCAAAGCAAGAUCUGAUGUCAUUGAAAACAGAAAUGGAGAAUUUGUCGAAUGAUUUGAAGCGUGUUCCUGAUACUUUAGAAGAUUUAAAAUUUGUAUUGAGAGUGAUUGCUAGCAUCCGGGAUAUGUCAUUGGAUGUUGAACUAAGAAUCAAAGAUAUCCUUGAACGAUAUAGAACAUUGUUGGUUUAUGAAAUUGAGGUUCCUGAAGUUGAACUGGAACUUUCAAAGUCAAUUGCGCAGAUGUGGGAUGAUCUUUUUAUGCAAUCAAAGUGGGUAGACGCAAGCUUGGUGUCUGUCAAAGUCAAAUUUACUGAGAUUACACAAGACCAAGUUUCAGUGUUCUCUACUGACAUUGCGAAAUUAGAAGAGAAGUUUAUUGAAUUUGGUCCUAGUUCUGUUGGUGCUGAUUUGGAUAAAGGAGUUGAGUUAUUAAAAGAUUUUAAAGAAGAAUUCAUGAAAUUUGAGAAUGAACGACAGGAACUUGCUAAUGCAGAGAAAUUGUUUGGUAUUCCUGUAACAUCCUAUCCUGCCAUGAUGAAGAUGGAACAAGAGUUGAAUGGAUUGGAACAAGUAUUUUCGAUAUACGAACGUCAAAAGGCUGCAAGAGAUGAAUGGUCCAACACAUUAUGGGCUAACCUAGAUGUAAACGUCUUGUCUGGUGGCAUUGAUGCUUUUACAAAAGAAUUAAAGAGACUACCUCGACAAGUCAAGGCAUUGCCCGUAUGUCAAAUUUUGGAGGAGAAAAUGAAGGAAUUCAAAGAUUCAAUUCCUCUCUUUUCCGAUUUAAAGAAUGAAGCGCUCAGAGAAAGACAUUGGAAGAAAUUAAUGGAAUUGACUGGGAUGAAGUUUGACUUAAAUCCGGAAACGUUCACGCUGCAAAAUAUGUUUGCAAUGGAAUUGCAUCGUUUUAGUGAAGUCAUUGCAGAUAUAACUAGUAGUGCCACGAAAGAAUUGAGUAUUGAGAAAGGCAUGAACGAGGUGUCUGACACUUGGGGUAACAUGAAGUUUACUGUAUUGAAGUACAUGAAAGGCACCCAGGAGCGUGGCUUCAUCAUCGGUGCUGUCGAUGAAAUCUUACAAAUCCUUGAUGAUAAUGCGAUGAAUCUCCAAAGCAUGUCAGCAUCGCGUUUUGUGGGACCUUUCUUGGAGUCUGUGAACAAGUGGGAGAAAAACCUAUCUCAUAUCGGAGAAGUUGUUGAAGUUUGGAUGGUCGUCCAACGGAAGUGGAUGUAUUUGGAAAGCAUUUUCAUUGGUGGAGAUAUUCGUUCCCAGUUACCGGAAGAAGCCAAAAAGUUUGAUGGAAUUGAUAAGACGUUCAAAAAGAUCAUGACAGACACUGCAAAGAACUCAAAAGUUCUCGACUCUUGUCAUGCGGCUGGAAGACUGGAAACGAUGCAGAACUUGGUCAAUGGUCUGGAAAAAUGUCAAAAAAGUUUGAAUGAUUAUCUUGACUCGAAACGUAAUGCUUUCCCCAGGUUUUUCUUUAUAUCUGAUGACGAGCUUUUGUCCAUUCUUGGAAGCCAUGAUCCAACUUGCGUUCAAGAGCAUAUGAUUAAGAUGUUUGAUAACAUUUCCAGUUUGCGUUUUCAAGAGGGUUCAUCUCAUGAAACUGUGGCAACGGCAAUGAUUUCAAGUGAAGGAGAAACAAUGGAGUUUAGACAAGCCAUUGUUACUGAAGGAAGAGUCGAGGAUUGGAUGACAAAUGUCCUGAACGAGAUGAGACGAACCAAUCGACUUAUCACGAAAGAAGCCAUUUAUAAAUACUGUGAUAACAUGGAGAGGGUCGACUGGAUGUUAUGUUAUGAAGGUAUGGUAGUUUUGGCUGGAAACCAAGUUUGGUGGACAUGGGAGGUCGAAGAUGUGUUUCAGAAAGUAAAAAAGGGAGACAAAAAGGGGAUGAAAAACUACGCUAGAAAAAUGCACAAACAAAUCGAUGAACUUGUCGUGAAAGUUCGUUCAAACUUAACAAAAAACGAUCGAAAGAAAUUCAACACUGUAUUAAUUAUUGAAGUACAUGCCCGUGAUAUUAUUGAUCGAUUCGUCAGAGAUAGUAUCAUGGAUACACGUGAGUUUGAGUGGGAAAGCCAAUUACGUUUUUACUGGGACCAACUUCCUGACAACCUGACAGUCAGACAAUGCUCAGGAGAGUUUGGUUAUGGUUAUGAGUACAUGGGACUCAAUGGUCGUCUUGUGAUUACUCCUCUUACAGACAGAAUAUAUCUCACUAUAACACAGGCUCUUUCGAUGUACUUGGGAGGGGCUCCUGCAGGACCUGCCGGUACUGGUAAAACAGAAACAACGAAAGAUCUCGCCAAGGCUCUAGGCUUGCUUUGUGUCGUUACGAACUGUGGGGAAGGCAUGGAUUAUAAGUCAAUUGGCAAGAUCUUUUCUGGUCUCGCUCAAUGUGGGGCUUGGGGAUGUUUUGAUGAGUUCAACCGUAUUGACGUCUCUGUCUUAUCAGUCAUUUCAACUCAGAUUAAAACCUUGCAGAAUGCUUUAAUACACAAUUUAAAAAAGAUCCAGUUUGAAGGAACAGAGAUCACGAUGGAUUCUCGUAUGGGUAUAUUUAUAACUAUGAACCCAGGAUACGCCGGUCGUACUGAGCUACCAGAGAGUGUCAAAGCUUUGUUUAGACCAGUUGUGUGUAUUGUACCUGAUCUGCAACAGAUUUGUGAAAUUAUGUUGUUCUCUGAAGGUUUCCUAUUGGCUAAGGUUUUGGCGAAGAAAAUGACAGUUCUGUACAAACUGGCUGCUGGUCAGUUAUCAAAACAGUCUCAUUACGACUUCGGUUUACGGGCUUUGAAAUCCGUCUUGGUCAUGGCCGGUGAAUUGAAGAGAGGUUCUCCCAAUCUUCAUGAGGAUGUCGUUCUCAUGAGAGCUUUACGUGAUAUGAAUUUACCCAAGUUUGUUUUCGAAGACGUGCCGCUCUUCCUUGGUCUGAUUGCUGACUUGUUCCCAGGUCUCGAUUGUCCACGAGUAAGAUAUCCCAACUUUAACGACGCUGUUGAAGCUGUCUUGGUUGACAAUAAAUACGUUCUUCUGCCUCAUCAGGCUGACAAGGUUGUUCAAAUGUACGAGACAAUGUUAACUCGACACACGACAAUGAUCGUGGGACCAACUGGUGGAGGUAAAAGUGUCGUGAUCAACACGUUGGCUCAAGCACAAACGAGACUUGGUAUUCCUACUAAGCUUUACACACUUAACGCUAAAGCUUGCUCCGUUAUUGAGUUGUAUGGUACACUUGAUCCGGUGACACGCGACUGGACUGACGGUUUACUAUCUUGUAUAUUCCGCGACAUCAAUCGUCCCACGGAGAAAAAUGAACGCAAGUACAUUGUGUUUGAUGGAGAUGUUGAUGCAUUAUGGGUGGAAAAUAUGAACUCAGUUAUGGAUGAUAAUAAACUGCUCACUUUGGCCAAUGGCGAACGAAUACGAUUACAAAAACAUUGUGCGCUGCUCUUUGAGGUUGCCGAUUUGCGGUACGCUUCACCAGCGACGGUUUCACGCUGUGGUAUGGUCUACGUGGACCCUAAGAAUCUUGGUUAUUUACCUUACUGGACCAAAUGGUGCGAGGCAAGAGCAAACAAAAAUGAACAGGUUGAACUCAAUGAAUUGUUUGAAAAAUAUGUUGCAUCGAGCAUUGAUCUUAUUCUGGACGGUGUGAUGGAUGGAAAACAGGGAAAGAAGUUAAAGAGCAUCAUACCAAUGACCAACUUGAAUAUGGUCACUCAACUUUCGAAGAUGCUCGACGCCCUUUUACCGACAGAAAGUGGAUGUACCGUUAGCGCUGAGAUAUUGGAAGGUCUCUUUAUAACUUCAAUUAUUUGGUCUCUGGGUGCGGGUCUUCUUGAAGAUGAUCGCGUUGUAUUCGACGGCUAUAUCAAACGGCUCUCUGGUCUUCCCCAGAACCCCACCGAAGGAAGUGUUGUUGGACCAGGUGAACUGCCCACCGCUUAUUCCACUCUUUACGAGUACUACUUUGAUUCAAAAGCAGAAAAGUGGAUAGCAUGGCAUGAUAUCGUCCCACAAUACAAUCACGAUCGUUCGGUCAAGUUCAGUGAGAUAUUAGUACCUACUCUCGACACGGUCCGUACCACGUGGCUUCUCUCUCUAAUGGUUAAUAUCAAGAGACCAGUCGUACUGGUCGGGGAAACUGGGACUUCAAAAACAGCAACAACGGCAAAUUUUCUACGUAAUUUGGACAACGAUACGACGCUUUUGUUAAAUAUAAACUUCUCAUCACGAACCACGUCAAUGGACGUUCAACGUAAUCUAGAAGCAAAUGUUGAGAAGCGAACAAAAGAUACAUAUGGGCCACCGAUGGGCAAGAGACUACUGGUGUUUAUGGAUGAUAUGAAUAUGCCACAGGUAGACGAGUACGGAACGCAACAGCCAAUUGCUUUGCUAAAAUUACUAUUGGAACGAGGUGGUAUGUACGACAGAGGAAAAGAACUUAAUCUUAAACACUACAGAGAUAUUGGUUUUAUUGCUGCUAUGGGAAAGCCUGGUGGUGGUCGUAACGAAGUUGACCCGAGGUUCAUAUCGUUAUUUAGUGUAUUUAACGUCACAUUUCCGUCCAAAGAGUCUCUCACGAAGAUCUAUUCGUCUAUCCUCGAUGGUCAUCUUCAACCUUUUUCUAAGGAGGUUAUAGGAUUGACUGAUGCGAUAACCUCGUCAACUUUAGAUCUCUAUGCAAAAAUUGUACAAAAUCAUCCCCCUACACCGUCUAAGUUCCACUACAUCUUCAAUCUGCGUGACCUCUCACGUGUGUACCAGGGAUUGUGUUUGACAGUGCCUGAUCGCUUUGAGAAUGCGAGUCAAUUCGUCCGUGUUUGGAGAAACGAAUGCUUACGGGUGUUUCACGAUCGUCUUACAAAUGCUGUUGAUAAGGCUGCCGUACAGGGUUAUAUUAACGGUCUCUUGGAGGAGAAAUUUUCCUCUCAUCUUGAUUUUGUGUUACGUGAACCCAUCUUAUUUGGUGAUUAUCGAAAUUCACUGACAGGCGAGAUUCGUGUCUAUGAAGACAUUGUCGACUAUGAAGCAUCGAAAGCUGUUUUUGAAGAGAUCCUUGAAGAAUACAACGUGGAUCACACUGUCAUGAAUCUUGUUCUAUUUGAUGAUGCCUUGGAGCAUCUAACCAGAAUUCAUCGUGUCAUUCGCAUGAGUCAAGGCCAUGCACUACUAGUUGGCGUUGGAGGCAGUGGUAAACAGAGUCUAACUAGACUGGCGGCGUUUGCUGCUGGUGCUGAAAUAUUUGAGAUAACACUUAGUCGCGGUUAUGAUGAGUCAAACUUCCGUGAUGACCUUAAAGUCUUGUAUCAGAGACUGGGCAUUGAAAAUAAACAAAUUGUCUUUCUCUUUACCGAUGGACAUGUAGCACAAGAAGGUUUUCUUGAAUUAAUCAACAAUAUGUUGACCUCUGGAAUGGUUCCUGCCCUGUUUCCUGACGAUGAAAAAGAGGCCAUUAUCGGGCAGAUUCGUGAUGAAGCAGGCCAGCACGAUGUUCCGCCAUCACGAGAAUCCAUUUGGCAAUACUUCAUGUCAAAAUGUGCUAAAAAUCUUCAUAUCGUGCUAGCAAUGUCCCCCGUUGGUGAAACAUUACGUACGCGAUGUAGAAACUUUCCGGGACUUGUUAAUAACGCUAGCAUUGAUUGGUUCAUGCCGUGGCCAAAACAGGCCUUGUGUGCUGUCGCCUCAGUCUUCUUAGGGGAACAGAAUGACAAAAUUCCCAAGGAGUAUCGUGAUUGCGUCGUUGAUCACGUGGUGUUUGUUCAGGAGACUGUUGUCAAUUACAGCAAAGAGUUUCUUUUGAAGUUACGACGAGUGAAUUACGUCACUCCAAAAAAUUAUCUCGACUUUAUUAAUACUUAUAACAAACUUCUCGAAGAAAAGGAUAAAUAUGUACUAGAACAGUGCCAUCGUUUGGAUGGAGGGCUAAGCAAACUAUUGGUAGCCAGUGAUCAGUUAGUUGAACUUAACGAGAAGUUGGCAAUACAAAAGGUUGCUGUGACAGAGAAGAGCGAGGCCUGUGAACGACUUCUGGCUGUGAUCUCCGAGAACACAGAGAAGGCCAUCGAAAAGAAACAAAUGGCUGAAGCAAAGAAGGAAGAAAUAGCUGAACAGAACAAACUUAUUGUAGUUGAGAAGAAAGAAGCUGAAGAUGCUUUGGCUGAAGCUUUGCCAGCUCUAGAGGAAGCUAAAUUGGCUUUACAGGAUUUGGAUAAAUCUGAUGUUACCGAAAUCAGAUCAUUUGCAAAGCCACCACAAGCUGUGCAAGAUAUUUCAGAAUGCAUCGUUGUCAUGCGAGGCUACAAGGAUAUUUCGUGGAAAACAGCCAAAGGAAUGAUGGCAGAAGGCAACUUUUUGAAAACUUUGCAGGAAUUGGAUGUUGAUGGAAUAACUAGUGCUCAAGUGAAGAAAACAAAAGACAUUUUGAAACAGUCCAAUUAUAGCAUGGAUGAAAUGCAAGCAAUUAGUAAAGCUGGAGCGGGUCUGUACAAGUUUGUAUUGGCCGUUAUGGGAUAUUGUUCCGUAGCUAGAGAGAUUAAACCCAAGCGAGAAAAGGUGGCGAGACUUGAACGCAACUUUUUGCUGAGCAAACGUGAGUUGAGCAAGAUCGAAAAAGAAUUAAAGAAUUUAGAAGAUGAAUUAAAGGCAUUGAAUGAUAAAUAUGAGGCGGCCAUGUCAGAAAAAGCGGCGUUACAACAAGAAGCCGAGAUCAUGGAGAGACGAUUAAUUGCUGCUGAUAAACUCAUCUCCGGCUUGGGCUCUGAGAAAAUAAGAUGGACUGAAGAUUUAGAAGAACUAAAACGUAAACGUGUACGAUUGAUAGGAGAUUGCCUUCUUGCUGCGGCGUUUCUCAGUUAUCUUGGGGCUUUUAGUUGGGACUUUAGACGCGAAAUGCUUAGUGAUGAAUGGGAAAAAGAUGUUGUGAAACGGGAGAUUCCACUCAGUCAACCAUUCAAGAUAGAUAACCUGUUAACCAAUGACGUUGAGAUUAGUCGGUGGACAUCGGAAGGUCUCCCCGAUGAACUUUCAAUUGAAAAUGGUAUAUUAACAACACAAGCCAGCAGGUAUCCAUUGUGUAUUGAUCCACAACAACAAGCGUUAAAUUGGAUCAAGAAGAAAGAAGAAGAAAAUAACUUGAAGACAUGCACGUUCAACGAUUUAGAUUUCCUGAAGCAAUUGGAACUUGCUAUUAAAUACGGCUUCCCUUUUCUCUUCAAAGAUGUGGAUGAGUACAUUGAUCCUGUUAUUGAUAAUGUCCUAGAUAAAAAUAUCAAAGGUGAGGUUGGUCGACAGUUUGUUAUGCUUGGUGACAAGGAAGUAGAUUACGAUCCAAACUUUCGUUUAUAUUUAAACACAAAAUUAUCUAAUCCAAAAUACACUCCAGCUCACUUCAGUCGUUGUAUGGUCGUCAAUUACACUGUUACACUGAAGGGUUUAGAAGAUCAACUUCUCAGUGUCAUUGUGGGAUUUGAAAGAAAAGAGCUUGAAGAACAAAGGGAAAGACUUAUUCAGGAAACAAGCGACAACAAAAAGUUGUUGAAAGAUUUAGAAGACACGUUGCUUCGUGAACUAGCCACUUCCACUGGGAACAUGCUUGAUAAUGCUGAACUUAUACAAACAUUAGAGGAUACCAAGACCAAAGCAAACGAGGUGAGCGAAAAACUCAAGCUUGGAGCUAAGACAGCUAUAGAUAUUGACAAACUUCGCGAUGGUUAUCGACCUGCAGCAAAACUUGGUGCUGUCUUGUUUUUCGUUUUGUCUGAGAUGUCCAUAGUGAACAGCAUGUAUCAAUAUUCGCUUGCUUCUUAUCUCCAAGUCUUUGAUCUCUCUUUGAAAAAGAGCAUGCCAGACUCAAUUCUACCCAAACGACUUAAAAAUAUAAUGGAAACACUUCAGUUGAAUGUCUAUAACUACGCAUGUACAGGAUUGUUCGAGAAGCAUAAACUUCUAUUUUCAUUUCAAAUGACGAUCAAAAUAAUGCAAGCAGAUAACAAUCUAAAUCAAGAAGAACUCGAUUUCUUUGUGAAAGGUGAUAUUUCACUGGAGAAAAGUUCUCGACGAAAGCCAUACACCUGGUUAUCUGAUCAAGGUUGGCAGGAUAUCCUCAAGUUAUGUAAUGUUGCUCCCAAUACAUUUGGAAAUCUAGCUGAUGACAUUGAGCGCAAUGAAGAAGUGUGGAAAGAGUGGAGUGAUUUGGAUGCACCAGAAGUCGCGGAGAUCCCUAUGAAAUACGAAGGAAAUCUCUCAGACUUUCAGCGUCUUCUACUGCUACGUUGUUUUCGAGUGGAUCGUGUUUAUCUUGCCAUCAGUCAUUUUGUCACCAAGAAAAUGGGAGAGAAAUACGUGACACCCCCCGUGCUAAGCUUUGAAGCAAUCUUUGAACAGUCAACACCGCACUCUCCAAUCAUCUUCAUUCUAAGUCCAGGAUCUGACCCUGCCAGUGAUCUUAUGAAGUUGGCUGAAAGAUCUGGUUUUGGUGGCAAUAGAUUAAAAUUUUUGGCAAUGGGUCAGGGGCAGGAAAAGCUUGCCUUGCAACUUCUUGAGACAGCGUUAACUCGUGGUCAGUGGCUUAUGUUACAGAAUUGUCACCUCUUGGUGAAAUGGCUCCGGGAAUUGGAGAAAGUCCUUGAACGAAUUAGUAAGCCUCACCCGGACUUCAGACUUUGGUUAACUACAGAUCCGACACCAGAGUUUCCUAUUGGUAUAUUACAACGGUCAUUGAAGGUUGUAACAGAACCACCUAAUGGUUUAAAGCUUAAUCUUCGUAGCACAUUUCAUAAAAUAUCGAAUCAGAUGCUAGCUGACUGUCCUCACGCCUGCUUUCAACCACUCGUGUUUGGCCUUGCAUUUUUUCACGCAGUCGUUCAGGAGAGAAGAAAAUACGGAAAGAUUGGAUGGAACAUUGCGUAUGAUUUCAAUGAAAGUGAUUUUAGGGUCUCCAUGAAUAUACUUGAUACCUAUCUCACGAAAGCUCACGAUCAAGGCGAUCAGCGGAUUCCAUGGGCAAGUUUAAAGUACCUUAUAGGCGAGGUGAUGUAUGGUGGUCGAGUUAUCGAUGAUUUUGAUCGACGCGUAGUAAAUACUUACAUGGACGAAUAUAUGGGAGAUUUCAUCUUUGACACCUUUCAACCUUUUCAUUUUUAUAUGAACGAUGAGGUUGACUACUGUUUACCAAAAGGAGAGAAUGAUUCAGUCAAUCGUGACGUGUUUGUGGAAUACAUUGAAACACUUCCUCUGGCCAACACGCCCGACGUGUUUGGCUUGCAUCCAAAUGCUGAGAUUGGCUACUACACGACUGCUGUUAAAGACAUGUGGGCACAUCUAAUAGACUUGCAACCGCAGACCACUGGUGAUGCUGGCGGCAUCAGUCGCGAGGAAUUUAUUGCAAAAAUAGCUAGCGAUAUUCAAGGAAAGCUGCCGGCUUUGUUUGAUGUAGAACUUAUACGCAAGAAGUACACAGAUAUCCAACCGACAACCGUUGUGCUCCUCCAAGAGCUUGAUCGUUUCAAUGUUUUGAUCAAGAAAAUGUCAACUUCACUUGUGACCCUACAAAGAGCACUUGCAGGUGAAGUUGGAAUGAGUAACGAGCUUGAUGAAGUUGCAAAAUCUUUAUUUAAUGGACAACUUCCUAACAUCUGGCGCAAACUUGCACCUGCAACACUAAAAAAUCUCAGUAGUUGGAUGGAACAUUUCUUAAGAAGAUUUGAUCAAUAUCGGAGAUGGGUUAAUGACGGUGAGCCUGCAGUCAUGUGGCUCUCCGGCUUACAUAUACCAGAGUCUUAUCUAACAGCUCUGGUGCAAGCGACUUGCCGCAAGAACGGUUGGCCAUUAGAUAAAUCAACGCUGUAUACAACUGUCACACAAUAUCAGACAGCAGAGGACGUCCAAGAGCGAGCACACGCAGGAUGUUUUGUCAGCGGUCUUUAUCUUGAGGGAGCUUCGUGGGACAUCCAAUCUAGUUGCCUACGGCGUCCACGUCCAAAGGUUUUGGUAGAGGAGCUGCCCAUUUUAAAAGUCAUUCCUAUCGAGGCACAUCGAUUGAAGUUACAGCACACAUUUCAAACUCCUGUUUAUACGACUUCACAACGUAGAAAUGCCAUGGGUGUUGGUUUGACAUUUGAAGCUGAUCUUGCCACGCGGCACGUCUCGCAUUGGGUUCUUCAAGGUGUUUGUCUUACUUUAAAUGCUGAUUAAAGCAAUCGUUAUACUUGUAAUAUAUGAUGCAAAUAUUAUUUAUCAUAAAAAAGUGUAAAGGUAUGUGUUUUUAUAACUUGUUUGUUCUUAAAUAAAAUUACUAAAUAC
This is a messenger RNA of Xenia sp. Carnegie-2017, 13500 nucleotides long. Its product is annotated as dynein axonemal heavy chain 10-like. Gene Ontology annotation, cellular component: dynein complex. Gene Ontology annotation, molecular function: minus-end-directed microtubule motor activity; dynein intermediate chain binding; dynein light intermediate chain binding. The record is from RefSeq and is a predicted model, not a curated record. Gene Ontology annotation, biological process: microtubule-based movement. Lineage: Eukaryota; Metazoa; Cnidaria; Anthozoa; Malacalcyonacea; Xeniidae.